UCUCGAAAACCGACCUGUCUUAUUUUCCGUUUUACUUGACCUGGUGUAUGAGAUAAGUAUAAUGGAGGGUAGGUCACGCUUAGAGAUAAGCCACCAAUAAGAAAAAAAGAUAACAGAAAAAAAUUGUAGUACCUACAUAAAUGCGUUAUUGCUUGGCGGCCAUAUAACAACUUGGGUAUACGUUCCCGCAAUACGUUGGUCUGAUAAAAUGAGUCUACGGUACACACACGUACGCAGAAUAUUCACUUUCAAGUUACACCAUUUAAAAUCGAUAUUAAAACUUUCCGAAAAAGCAUAGCUAGUAUCUUUUUAUCUGAUAGCAGAGCAAUAUCCAAACGGUAUCUGUCAGGAGUGGCUGAUAAGGUAUCAGUUGGGAAGACUGGUAACCAAUUUAUAGUCAUAUUACUGUACUCUGCCAAGGAAUUCGUGCUCAUGUUCUUUUAUGGAAAACGUUUUUAGUGUCCAGACAACUUAACGUAUACUUUCACAACAAGAAAGAAAAACAGGAUUUGUAUAGUGAUUACAGCGUAUGGAUUAUUGUGUUCAAAUAAAACUAUGAGUUACCGUCAACUGUGAAUGCAAUGCAGACAACAUAAGACGUCGCAUACAUGAUAAUACUUGUGCAUAACAAUAAUGGAGAGAUGAUUCGGACUAUGCAUAACUGCUGUAAACAAAGAAGUGUUACAUUAAUGUGAUGAAUAAAUUUCCAACGAUGUCAUCAUCCCCAGAUCACAGCUACAAUCGCCUCGAUGGAACAGAAAGUAUUACAACCAGCCUGGACACUGCCAGUCUUCCGAGACCACUUCCGAGAAAUGAUUAUCUCGCAAAGCACAACUCCACAUACGUUCCACACAAUCGAUUGUCUCGAUAUGCAACAGCACUUACUAAUCUGGUCCCUAUUAGGUUCAAAAGAACACCUGGAUCAGAAUUACCUGUAGAUAAAAUCGGCCUGUUUUCGAGCGUGUCAUUUAGUUGGUUGAACGAAUACUUAUCCGCCGGUUGCAAAAAUGGGAUGAGAAAUAAAGCGUUGCCUACAGCUGCAGCCCAAGAUUCAUGCCAAAUAAAUGGCCCCAGAUUAGAUGGAUUAUGGCAUGCACAUGUGGUGGAGCGUGGACAGGCGGGUGCAUCGGUACCUCGGAUAGCAUGGAAAUUCGUACGAACGCGAGUUUUGAUGGCAUCUUUCAUUUAUAUGCUGGGCACACUAAUUUCUCUCAUAGGUCCGAUUUUUCUUCUCCAAGGAAUUAUUUCAGCUAUAGAAGAUAGAAAUGCAAUAUACAAUAACACCAUAAACGGUACAGCUACUAUUCCAAAUCAUAAUUCUUCAUCCAUUGUGAACAGUUCGUUUAAAAACCAUGGUAAAGCGCUAAAUGACAUGCUGAGUGAAUCAGCAACAAAACCAUCGGUUGGCCGAGGAAUUAUCAACAAAUUGCCAGACUCUGUUAAACACUUGAUUAUGAUAGACGAAGCAAUUAUUUUUUGCAACAUCAUAGUACUGAUUCUUGCUGAAAUAAUUUCUUACUUCUUAAUUGCGUGGAGUUCAACCCUCAAUCUCAGAACAGCAUCACGUUUAAGGUCAGCCUGUUUAGCAUUGGUCUAUAAAAAGUUGAUUCAUUCUUCUGUGAGAUAUCGAGCUUCAGCAUACCAGACGAUAACUUACUUUGUCCCGGACAGCGAUACUUUGUACGAACUCAUCACGAAUGGCCCACUGAUUUUCACAGGACCAAUUAUAUUAAUACUGAUCUCACUUUUUGUCUGGCACCUCAUGGGGAAUUGGGCUCUAAUCAGUAUUGUUGUAUUAAUACUCUUUUACCUGUGCUUGAUACUUACAGCAUAUUUAACAUCUGUUUUUGCAACUAAGACAUCGGAUUAUUCAUUGACUAGAAUGUCUUUAGUUGAGGAAUUUGUAAGUAAUAUACACCUCGCUAAAAUGACCCUGUGGGACAACUGUUUUAGAAAUAAAAUAGAAGACGUACGGAAAAAGGAAUUGGUCGAAAUGCGACUUGGGGGCUUAAGUGAGGGCUGGAGUUUAUCUAUGAUGCACUUUAUCCCUGUAAUAACUGUUUGUACAGCUACUAUAGCCAGACUACUGACCAUGAAGUACGUCGAAUCGGCAGACUACAUGGUCAUGUUAGUGAUCUUGCUAAUCAACCUAAAACAGUGCGUACGAAGCAGCUGGUUAGCAAUGAGCAGUAUAUCAAGAGGAAGUACGUCCCUAAAUAAGUUGAAGACAGUUUUAAUGCUGAAGGAAGCAGACAGAUACCCGGACAAACCAAUAGACAAAAAUUUAGCAAUAACGGUAAAUCGAGGAAAUUUCAAGUGGGUACAGGAUAAACAGGUCGUCGAUAGCCCAGGCAAACGAACUUCCCAGUUUUACUUAGAAAAUCAAGACGGACCUCCAAUUCGUUUCAAUGCAUUAUCAGUUACACACACAUUAACCGAUAUUAAUUUUUAUGCACCAAAAGGAAAAUUAAUAGGAAUUUGCGGUCAACCCGGUUCUGGGAAAAGCUCGCUUCUCCUUGCUCUGAUGGGGCAUUUACACCACAUUAGUGGGCAUGUAACCAGGGAUGGUACGUGUAGCUAUGUUUCUGAAACACCUUGGUUACUCGAAGGAACACUGAAGGAGAAUAUCAUUUUUGGAGAGACAUUUGACUCAAAUAGAUAUUACAAGGCACUCCAGUCUUGUCAGUUAAAUGCAGAUAUUACCUUACUACCUGCAUCAGAUGACACUGAUCUUACAGAAGUGAAUUUAAGCCCUGCUCAAAAACAGAGAAUCACUUUAGCCAGAGCAGUGUAUGCUCGUAGAGAUAUAAAUCUACUGGAUAAUCCGCUCGCUGACGUAAGCGAUGUGAAUGAAAGUAAUCAAAUAUUUGAAAAGUGCUUCCUAGAAGCUAUGGGAAGAAAGACUGUCAUUAUGGUCUCUGAAAAAAUACAAUUUUUGAACAGGUGCGACACUAUUUACGUUAUGCGAGAAGGACGAAUUGUUGAGCAAGGAUCGCACGAAGAGCUCAUUCGAUGGGAUAGCGAAUAUAUUCGACUUAUUCGUUCAUACAUGAAAAAGUAUCAACGAAGGUACUACAGAGAUGGAGAACCAAUAAGUCCAUCAUCUGCUCAAUUAUUAAUGAUAGCAACACCGAGAGGAGUUUUGAGUAGUUCAAGUACAAAUGCAUCUUUGGAUAGCAUGCUGGAUGAAGAAGACUCAGCUCCACUGAAACAUGAACUGAAUUCCGAAUUCCCAGUGAAAUUCAGUACAGAUGCGAAAAAACCAGUUGUGGAAUAUGGACUAUACGUAAAAAACUCUGGCGGAUGGUUUAAAGCAAUCGUCAUAUGUACCAUUUCCAUGUUUUGUGCCUUCAUUAUAGCCGUAGGACCAUUAGCAUUUGCAUAUAUAGCGGAAAGGACGAUUGAUGACAACGUACACAUUAUGAUUGUAUUUGCAUCAAUGGUUGGCUCCAUGAUAUUAUUCAGUUUAAUUUUAAUGCUACUAUAUAAUAACGCUGUCUUCAAAGCUGCAAAAAAGCUACACUGCCAAUGGAUUAAUGGACUCUAUACAGCACAAAUGUCUCUUUUUACAAUGACACCAAUUUCUGUUCUUCUCAAUACAUGCAGUCUGAACUUGUAUGAAGUUGACUCUGUACUGCCAAGGUCGAUAAUAACCAUACUGAUGCAUGCCGGGAUUAGUAUGUUUAGCUCGGCUAUACUUGGACUCGUCUCACCGUGGCUACUCAUACCUAUCACGCUAUUUGUUAUUGCAGCAAUUUCGUACAGCCUAUAUGUUCGCGGAGCUAUAACAGGAUUAUAUGAAGUAAAAGUCAACUCUGCUAUACCAAUGUAUAAUCACGCUUUCAAUACCAUUGACGGGCGCACAACUAUACAAGCCUACCAUAAGGAGAAAGAUUUUAAAAAGAAGUUUUACAGAUACUGCGAUCAUAAUUCAACCUACAAUUUUAUGUUACAUGCGAUUAAAUUAUGGAUGGAAUAUAGAAUCAAAUUAUUAGGAGCAUUGACAUUAGGAGCAGUAAUAUUAAUUUGCGUCAUACUGUCCAGUAUCCGUCAUCGAUUUGAGUUAAUGGUCUUGGCUACAAUUUGUACAUUGCAAUUAGUCGCUAGCACAGUCAGUAUAACAGGAGCAAGUGCAAGUGCAUAUACUAGUUUUAUGGCAAUCACAGGACUAGAUUUUUAUGUUGAGAACAUUCUGAAAGAAAUACCUGGAAAUGUCAGUAUGCCUACAAAUUGGCCAAUUGAUGCCAGUAUUAAAUUUGAAAAUGUUACAUUGUCUAUGAGCGUAAAUACAGAUCCAGAUCUAGACACAUUAAAUUUUGAAGUUGCUUCUGGUGAAAAAAUUGCACUAAUCGGUUCUCAAACAAAUGGCAAGAUAUCUAUAGUAUCUGCGUUGUAUAAAUUUAUAGAAGUUCAUUCGGGAAAGAUUUGUAUAGGAAAUACGAACAUCAGCGACAUUCCAAUGGACAAGCUAAGGCAGUGUAUUACUUUUAUACCAGGUGAUCCUUUGCUUUUCAAUGGCAGUAUAAAAUACAAUCUGGAUCCAAUGGGUAAGGUGUCCGAAAAAGAAUUAAUGGUUGCUCUGCAGAGAGUUUUUCUUUGGGAAAAGGUUUCAAAACUUGAAGAGAAGUUGGAAAGCGAUGCCACUAAUUGCUUUACAGCCGGCGAACGUAAACUGAUAUUCUUUGCCCGAGUGAUUCUUCGAAAAACUAUUAAAAUAAUGAUUAUUGAGGAAUCAGUGACAGACUUGGGUCCAGAUGUAGAAAAAAAAAUUGAAAUAAUUUUGAGGGACAUUUUUCCCGACCAUACCGUCAUUGUGCUCUCUACUCAAAGAGUUCGCUAUUGUCAAAGAACACUUGUUCUGAGUAAUGGAAAGAUAAAUGAAAGUGCAAAUCGCAAAUCAUCAACAUCGCAACACAGCCUUGCAAGUUCAGAAGUCCUUGUAACGGCAGCUAUGAACAGCGUCUUUGAAACAAGCUUUUAGGUAUUCAAUAUAAAAUAAUAUUCGUUGUUUAGCUUCUGAGAAUAAAUACCAAACUGUAAUAAGGUGUACAUUUAUAGCUAAGUAAGUGUUUCAGAAAAUCGUUCAGAUUUUGUAGCAAGAUUUUUAGUGACAACAAAAAUGCGAGUACAUUUCUUCACCGUAUCAUUCCACAUGACUCUAAGUAUAGAGUUUUCUUUUAUGCGCCACAAAUGCUAGUCUACAUUUUCAAUUUGUGUAUUAAAUUUUGCGAACAUGUGCCUUCAAUGGGGUACUGACACGAUAUUACUGACACAAUAAUUUUUCUCCAAUCGUGCACGUUACUCUGAGCAUUUGGGUUGAUAAAAAAUUCAAAUAUGUACAGUUGCUCUCGAAAAAAGAAAUCCUCAAGUUGCUCGGUAAUUCUGUGCUAAGAAUACGAUCUCGGGCCCCUCAAAGUAAAAUAAUGUUGGGCUUCGAUGAAAAAAUCUUUUUAAAUACCAAAUUCGCUGUUCAUAUCUAAAGUUUAUAAAUAAAUUAUCAGAUAUUAAACCUAUAAUUUUUUUAAAUGGAACUCUCAAUACUAAAUUGUCCAAAUGUCACUCUUAGAAAAUCUUAUUUACUCCUUACUCCAGAUUAAAAAUUUUUUUAUAUAAAAAGAGUCCUAGCGACUUUUUGCAAAGUGGCAACUUUAUUUAACCUAGAAUAUCCCAUAUAUUUAUUAUAUAACUUGUAUAUUAAAAUUCUUACAUGACAUAAAAAAUAAAACAUUCAAUAUGGAUGUAAGAAUUAUUAACUAUAAACAAUCAUGAAUAAUAGAAUUGUAGACUUUAUUCGAAAAAUUAAAGUAUUUUCGGUACGAGUGCAAUCUAAAAAAUUGAAUAAAUUAUUUAUUUACGCAUAACAGCACCAUUAUAAUUAUAACAUAUCAUUUCACUCAUUGUUAAUAUCGAUGUAUAAAUAGUGUUUUUAAAUAAUAUAAUAUGAUACAUGUGUACAAACACAAUAUAAUGUAUAGAUUUAUGUAGAAUUGGAUAUAAACAGCUCGUAAGUUUCUCACCUGACGUGUGGUAAAUUAUGAUCGCGACGAGUAUUUGCACCACUUUGGAAUUGAGAAAUAAAUACCUAAAUAUGA
Molecule: messenger RNA, 6092 nt
Organism: Neodiprion virginianus
Lineage: Eukaryota; Metazoa; Arthropoda; Insecta; Hymenoptera; Diprionidae
Product: ATP-binding cassette sub-family C member 12-like
Exons: 29
Coding region: 695-4981 (1428 amino acids)
Biological process (GO): transmembrane transport
Cellular component (GO): membrane
Molecular function (GO): ATP hydrolysis activity; ATP binding; ABC-type transporter activity
Source: RefSeq, a predicted model, not a curated record